Messenger RNA from Prunus armeniaca (apricot), 3060 nucleotides. The record is from the annotation of a GenBank genome assembly. NCBI's taxonomy places the organism in Eukaryota, Viridiplantae, Streptophyta, Magnoliopsida, Rosales, Rosaceae.
AUGGCUAGUGAAAAAGAUGAUUCUCUUCAGAAGCUUUGUUCUACCCAUCAGCCUAAUGCCUUGUCCAUGAUUUCCCAUUCUUCAGGUUUGCCUUCCUCAUCUUCUUCAGGUAUAUCCCCAUCCACUUGGAUCUUUGACUCAGGCGCUACACAUCAUAUGACUAGUGAUUUGUCAUUGUUUACUUCAUUGUCUUCUUUGUCCACGUCAAUUUCUGUUUUGACUGCCAAUGGCACUUCUAUGUCAUUGGCUGGUAUCGGCUCUAUCACAACUUCUAGCCUAUGUCUAUCUGAUGUCUAUUAUAUUCCUCAACUCACCUUGAAUUUGAUUUCUAUUAGUCAAUUAUGUGCUUCUGGCUAUGUUGUUCAAUUUUCUUCUACUUCGUGUUAUGUACAGGAUCCUCACUCCAAGAAGCUGAUUGGGACAGGCCGUAGAGAGGGAGGAUUAUAUGUGUUGGAGAAGCUCCAGAUUCCUGCCUUGGUGGCUUCGUCUAUUGAUUUGUCGUCUUUUUGUCUGAGUCCUAAGUCGUCUAAUUUUUAUCUUUGGCAUUCUCGUCUUGGUCAUGUCUCUGGUUCUCGUUUGAAAUAUUUGGUUUCUACAGGAGCUUUAGGCAAUUUCAAUUGUCAUGACAUUUCAGAUUGUAGUGGGUGUAAACUUGCCAAAUUUUCUGCAUUACCUUUUACUAGAAGUUCCUCUAUUUCUUUAGCACCUUUUGAUUUAAUUCACUCUGAUGUAUGGGGCCCAGCUCCUAUUUCUAGUAAAGGGGGCGCUAGAUAUUAUGUUUCAUUUAUUGAUGACUACUCUCGUUAUUGUUGGAUUUAUCUUAUGAAACGCCGCUCUGAUUUCUUUACUAUCUUUCAAAAUUUUCGCGCCCUUGUUCAUACACAAUUUUCUACUGUCAUUAAAUGUUUUCGGUGUGACUUGGGUGGUGAAUAUACUUCUCAUGCUUUCACUGACUUGCUUGCUUCAGAUGGUACCAUACACCAAUUCUCUUGCACUGCCACUCCUGAACAAAACGGUGUUGCCGAAAGGAAACAUCGACAUAUUGUUGAAACUGCCAGGUCUAUGUUGCUUUCUGCUGAUGUCCCAAAAGUUUUUUGGGGCGAAGCAGUUCUGACUGCCAAUCAUGUGAUUAAUCGUAUUCCCACAUCUCUUACCUCUGGUAUAUCUCCGUUUGAAAGAUUGUAUGGUAAUAGUCCUGAUUAUUUCUCAUUGAAAGUGUUUGGUUGUACUUGUUUUGUUCUUCGUCCUCCUGUUGAACAUACAAAAUUAUCUGCUCGCUCUGCUAUGUGUGUUUUUCUUGGUUAUGGCGAAGGACAAAAAGGUUAUCGUUGUUAUGAUCCUAGUGCACAAAAAUUGUAUGUCUCUCGUCAUGUGGUUUUUCUUGAGCAUAUUCCUUUUUUCUCCAUUCCUACUAGUUCUCCUACUUUAUCGAAUUCUGAGCUCAUGUAUAUCGAUCCUUUUUCACCUACUAAUGAUGAUUUCUCUUAUUCUGACAAUGUUAACAUUUCUCCUGUUUCUAGUUCCCCUUCUAAUCCUUGUGUUACUUCUCCUCCUAUUACUCAAGUGUAUUCUCGCAGGAAACAUGUCAUCAGUUCUGACACUAAUAAUCCUUCUUCUCCUUUGGUGCCUGCUUCAACUUCUGUGGAUGUGGAUCCAAUAGCACCUCGUUAUCCUUCGCGCACUCAUAAGCCCCCUCAUCGGUUUGGUUAUUCUUCUACUGAUUUUAGUUAUUCUUGUUAUUCUCAUGAUUUCUCUUCUUUCUUAUCUUCUAUACAUACUCUCUCUGAACCCACCUCCUACAAGGAGGCUAUAUGUAAUCCUCUUUGGCAACAGGCUAUGAAUGAAGAACUUUCUGCUCUGCAUAAAACUGGCACAUGGGAUUUGGUUCCUCUUCCUCCCGGUAAACAUGCAGUUGGAUGUCGAUGGGUUUAUAAAAUUAAGACUAAGUCUGAUGGUUCUCUUGAGAGAUAUAAGGCUCGUUUGGUUGCUAAGGGAUUUACACAGGAAUAUGGCCUUGAUUAUGAAGAGACCUUUGCUCCAGUGGCCAAGAUGACUUCUGUUCGUACUUUACUUGCUGUUGCCUCAGUUCAUCAAUGGAGUUUAUCACAGAUGGAUGUUAAAAAUGCUUUUUUGAAUGGGGAUCUUUUCGAAGAGGUGUAUAUGGUUCCCCCUCCAGGUGUUCUUCAUAAUCCCGGGGAGGUGUGUCGUUUACGAAAGCUUUGUAUGGUCUUAAACAAGCUCCUCGUGCUUGGUUUGAGAAAUUCUCUGCUGUUAUUGGUUCUCUUGGUUUUCAAUCAAGUGCUCAUGAUCCUGCCUUAUACUAGAGUGGCUGAUACGCCUCUUGAGCUCAAUGUGCGUUAUUCUCCAUCUGAUGGUACCCCUUUGGAUGAUCCUACUCUUUAUCGCACUAUUGUUGGGAGCUUGGUUUAUCUCACUAUUACUCGCCCUGAUAUUGCCUAUGCUGUUCAUAUUGUUAGUCAGUUUGUCUCUUCUCCCACUACUCUUCACUGGGCUGCUGUGAUUCGUAUUUUACGCUAUCUUCGAGGGACAUUGUUUCAAAGCUUAUUGCUUCCUUCCACCUCCACUUUGGAGCUUCGAGCCUUUUCUGAUGCUAGUUGGGCUAGCGAUCCUUUUGAUCGGAAAUCUACUACUGGUUAUUGCAUUUUUCUUGGUGAUUCUCUUAUCUCCUGGAAGAGUAAGAAACAAUCAGUUGUUUCUCGUUCUUCUGCUGAGGCUGAGUAUCGUGCUAUGGCCUCUACUGCUGCUGAAAUUGUUUGGCUUCGGUGGUUGCUUCAAGAUAUGGGUGUUUCUCUCUCUAUGCCUACUCUAUGUAUUGUGAUAAUAAAAGUGCCAUUCAAAUUGCUCACAACUCUGUCUUUCAUGAGCGCACAAAGCACAUCGAGUUGGACUGUCACUUUGUUCGCCAUCAUUUCCAGCAAGGCACUAUCUCUCUUCCUUUUGUCUCCUCCACCAUGCAAUUGGCCGACUUCUUCACCAAGUCUCACACUCUUGCUCGCUUCCGCUUUCUUCUUAGCAAACUCUCGAUGCUUAAUACUGUAA